Messenger RNA from Macrosiphum euphorbiae (potato aphid), 588 nucleotides. The record is from the annotation of a GenBank genome assembly. Lineage: Eukaryota; Metazoa; Arthropoda; Insecta; Hemiptera; Aphididae.
AUGGAAGCCAACGCGGGAUCUUCAAGAUGCACAGAAUCGUCUGAUUGGCACAAAGAAGGUCGCUCCUUGAUCGACGCUUGUGACCGCAAUAACACUUCUGUCGGAUGUCCGUUACGGUGUGGACUUGCAGAGAGUUUCCGGUGGACGCCAGAACUGACCGACGACUCACCCGUGAACAACUCGGUAGUAAAGAUGGACUCACCACCAGUGCCACCUGUUCUCACGACUGAGGAUACAGACGACCAAACGGACACGCUCAAAUACCUGCAGCAACACAUUUCCAUGAUCGAAGCUUUGGACUUGGCCGUGGAUCACAGGGUCGCUACGACUGUCGGGCUACAGUCACGGCCGCUGCGAGAAAAUGCAGUAAUUUUCCGGUCUUCAGCAGAGCCGAGCAUUCACUCGCCCGUGUACGGAUCAGUGAAGUCUGUUCCACCGGUGCAGGCAACUGAAAUUCAGCCAAAUCCUGUACGGUAUCCUGAUCGUCGCAGAUCAUUAUGGAAGAGGUCGACAAGAUUCAUGAGGAAAUCCAUGGUCAACGCUGCACGCAGAAUUUGCUUCUGCCAGAGUUUUGUUGACCUGGAAUGA